Messenger RNA from Melanotaenia boesemani (Boeseman's rainbowfish), 2262 nucleotides. RefSeq names its product myotubularin related protein 9 (gene mtmr9). Bases 67 to 1719 code for a protein of 550 amino acids. Lineage: Eukaryota; Metazoa; Chordata; Actinopteri; Atheriniformes; Melanotaeniidae. The transcript has 11 exons. The record is from RefSeq and is a predicted model, not a curated record. Gene Ontology annotation, biological process: negative regulation of autophagy.
UCCAGUCGGGGUGUUUUUGCCAACGUACCAGUCUCGCAUAACAACCAAAUAAAGGAUUAUCAGAUCAUGGAGUUUGCAGAGCUGAUAAAGACACCCAGGGUGGACGGGGUUGUCCUGCACCGGCCUUUUAUGCCCACCGUGGAGGGCACUCUGUGUUUGACUGGCCAUCACCUAAUUCUCUCCUCCAGACAGGACAACACGGAGGAGUUGUGGCUGCUUCAUUCAAACAUUGACUCUAUUGAAAAAAGAUUUGUGGGAUCUUUGGGAAGCAUCAUAGUCAGAUGCAAAGACCUGCGGGUGAUUCAGCUUGACAUUCCUGGCAUGGAGGAAUGUCUCAACAUUGCUAGCUCUAUUGAGGCUUUGUCCACACUUGAUUCCAUCUCCCUGAUGUAUCCGUUCUUCUACCGGCCCAUGUUUGAAGUCAUAGAGGAUGGAUGGAAUUCAUUUCUCCCACAGGAUGCCUUUAAAGAGUUGGAGUCCAUGACAGAUGAGUGGAGACUGAGUGAAGUCAACAAGGACUUCAGUGUGUGUUCGUCAUACCCCCCUCUAGUGGCAGUCCCUAAAGACAUCGAUGAUGAAUCACUGAAGAAAGUUGCUACUUUCCGUCACAGUGGCCGCUUUCCAGUACUCAGCUACUAUCACAAGAAGAACGGCAUGGUGAUGAUGCGAGCAGGACAGCCACUGACAGGCACCAAUGGGCGACGAUGCAAGGAAGAUGAGAAAUUGAUCAAUGCUACUCUGAGACCGGGAAAGCGGGGAUACAUAAUCGAUACACGCACCAUCAAUGUUGCUCAGCAGGCCAAAGCUCGAGGAGGGGGGUUUGAGUCUGAAGGAAACUACCCACAGUGGAGGAGGAUCCACAAGGCCAUUGAAAGGUCUAAUGUGCUCCAGGACAGCCUGAUUAAACUAGUGGAGGCAUGUAGUGAUCAGUCCCACAGUAUGGACCGCUGGUUAAGCAAGCUAGAGGCCUCCAACUGGCAGACUCAUGUCAAGGAGAUCCUCACCACUGCCUGCCUGGCUGCUCAGUGUGUCGACAGGGAGGGAGCAUCAGUGCUAGUUCAUGGAACAGAAGGGACAGAUUCUACUCUGCAGGUGACCUCCUUGGCUCAGAUCAUCCUUGAUCCAGCCUGCAGGACCAUCAAAGGCUUCCAAGGCUUGGUGGAGCGAGAGUGGCUUCAGGCGGGUCACCCAUUCCAGCAACGCUGCUCCCAGUCUGCCUUCUCCAACAGCAAACCUCGGCAAGAGUCCCCCACCUUCCUGCUCUUCUUGGAUUGUGUGUGGCAGAUCCUUCACCAGUUUCCCUGCUCCUUUGAAUUCAGUGAAAGCUUCUUAGUGCUUCUCUUCGAACACGCUUACGCCUCUAAGUUUGGUACUUUCCUUGGCAGCAGUGCAGCCGACAGGGCCAGACUGUCUCUGCCUGAGAAGACUGUUUCCCUUUGGUCAUGGGUGAAUAGACCACAGGAGCUGGAGCAUCUGACCAACCCGCUCUACGAGGCCAACAGUCUUGUUAUUUGGCCCUCUGUGGCCCCUCAGAGCCUCCUGCUGUGGGAAGGAGUUUUCCUUCGCUGGAACCGCUCGUCCAAGUAUUUGGAUGAGGCUUACAAUGAAAUGGUGCAUAUAGUUGAAUACAACAAGGAACUGCAGAAUAAAGUAAACAGCCUGCGCAGGCAGCUGGCCCAGCUGGAAACAGAAGACCCUCUGUUACAUACCCCAAAGUGACUGACUGACAGACACCUGUGAAAGGUAGCAAGCUGGUGGAAGAAGGGAGGCAGUGUCUGGAUGAGUAAAUACAAACUAAUUAAACAUGCCAGUUUAUGCUUUUGGUAAAGUUACUUUGAGAUAUUUCAAAACAUAAUCAAAUGUUAUUUCUGUCAUUUGAUUCUAUAUUUUUUCCUUGUUUUCUUCACACAGCAAACAGCUCAAUGGACUCACACAUGCAUUUUACAAUGUUGUAUCAUUAGCAGGAGUUAGAGGAAAACUUCAUCUCAUUGUCCUUUCAUAUUAGUUUGAAUUCAGAACUGCAUGAGCAGAGAAAAAAAAUAACAUCCUUAAAUUGCACUUUGACUGCUCUGCUGAUUUCACAGAAGCCUCAUUAAACCACCACACUCUCACAUUUCCUGUCAUUUACAUACAUAGACAUCUUUACAAUCAGUAAGUCCAUUUUUCCCAUUUAUCUUGUACUGGAAUGAGGCAUUUAACUGAUUAAAUUUAAUGCAUAUGUUCGUACAUGAUUCAUGUUUUUUAAAACUCCUGCUGAAUGUA